Molecule: messenger RNA, 2397 nt
Organism: Cryptomeria japonica (Japanese cedar)
Lineage: Eukaryota; Viridiplantae; Streptophyta; Pinopsida; Cupressales; Cupressaceae
Product: G-type lectin S-receptor-like serine/threonine-protein kinase At2g19130
Exons: 1
Coding region: 1-2397 (798 amino acids)
Biological process (GO): protein phosphorylation; recognition of pollen
Molecular function (GO): ATP binding; protein serine/threonine kinase activity
Source: RefSeq, a predicted model, not a curated record
AUGACGAUUAAGUUUUUGGUCUUAGUAAUUACUGUGAGUAUUGCAGCGCAUAAUUCCAGUGGUGUAAUUUUGGAUCGUGGAGAUACGCUUCGAUUGGGGGAUUGGCUCACUGGAAAUCAGACCCUUAUUUCCAAGAAUGGCACGUUUGCCUUGGGAUUUUUCAGUCCCAAAGGAACAAAUAAUUGGUAUAUUGGCAUCUGGUAUACCCUAAUCUCUCAAAAGGCCACAGUUUGGGUGGCUAACAGAGAAAAUCCUGUCAGAAACAUGCCCGGCGUUCUCAGAUUUUCAGAAAAUGGUCAUCUCAGAUUGUUUGAUGGAAAGGGCCGGUCGGUUUGGUCAACUGCUGUUGGCCAGACAGGAUCACGAGCUAUAAUAACAGACUCUGGUAAUUUUAUUAUGCUGGACACCUACAAAUCUGCAAUUGUUUGGGAGAGUUUCGCGCAUCCGACAGAUACAUGGCUGCCUGGCAUGAAGAUGUGGAAAGGCAUGACAAUAACUUCCUGGAAGAAUACUUUGGAUCCUGCAAGUGGGCUCUUCUCUUUCCGAAUGGACAUGUCUCCGGGAAAGACACAGAUGAUAAUGUUCUAUAAUAACACUGUUCCAUAUUGGUCCAGUGGAGAAUGCUCUGGGAAUUCUUGUACUAAGGUUCCCGAAUUGCAAGUCAAAAAGAAAGUUCUAGCGUCCUCUGUGAGGCUUUCUCCUUCAAGAAUAUACAUUGUUUUUGGCAUUAGCCCGAUAGAUCAUACCCUCACGGGACGAUUCGUGUUAGAUGAGAACGGCGAAUUACAACUGUACUUCUGGAUGGAUGAUGGUAGAUGGAGUAUGAGUUGGUCGACGCAUCGAGGUCAAUGCAGUGACUAUGAAAUCUGCGGAGCGUAUGGACUUUGCAAUGCGAAUGAUGUGUGUAGCUGUGUCCAGGGCUUCACGCCCUACAACGACUCUCGAGGUUGGUGGUCAAGUGGGUGCUCUCGGCGAAGACCCCUGCAAUGCUCUGCUACAGAGGGCACAACCGACGGCUUUUUGGAAGCCAAGAACCAAUACUUAUCUGAAAAAGAAGCCCUCAUAAUCAACAACGAGCCGACACAGCAAGGCUGCCAGACUGCUUGUCUCAACAAUUGCUCCUGCACAGCCUUUGGUCUCGCUAUUUCUGAUCAACCCGUCUGUAGAUUGUGGUUUGGCAAUUUAUGGGGAAUGCGCGUUUCAUCAGGGGGCCAAUCCGUCUUCAUUAGGCUGGCUUCUUCUGAGUUGCGGCACUCCACGUCAGAGCGAAGGAACAAAAGUUUUCGCCUUACUAUUUUACUUUCGGCCGCCGCAUCCUUUUUUGUUGUUUCAGCUCUCCUGUUAACAACAUUUAUUCUGUGGAAACGUCGAAGACUGGUGAAGAAAAACGUGGAAGAGGAGGUGCCAAUGUCCCUCAAAAAGUUCAGUUACAAAGAGCUGCGAAUUGCAACGGAGAAUUUCAAGCAUAAAUUGGGUAGCGGAGCAUUUGGCUCUGUGUUCAAAGGAACUCUGCCGGACAACACGAUUGUUGCGGUUAAAAGAUUAGAGGGUUCCACGCAAGUAGAAAAACAAUUCCGUGCGGAAAUAAUCACCACUGGCAGAAUACAGCAUGUGAAUUUGGUCAGGCUGUGGGGGUUCUGCGUAGAACAUUCACGAAGGUUACUUGUGUAUGCCUACAUGCCCAACGGCUCCCUAAAUUCCUUCCUCUUCUCCAAGUCGGAAGACGUGGAGAAGGUGUUGGACUGGACGACCCGGUUUCAGAUCAUACGGGGAACUGCACGAGGAUUAGUUUAUCUCCAUGAGGAAUGCAGGGAUCGCAUCAUUCACUGCGAUAUUAAGCCUGAAAACAUUCUCCUGGACGGUGACUUUAGCCCAAAGGUGGCAGAUUUUGGACUAGCGAAGCUGGUAGGUAGAAAUUUCAGCCGCGUACUGACAACCACAAGAGGAACUCGUGGGUACUUGGCUCCCGAGUGGAUCUCUGGCCUUCCUAUCACUCCCAAGGUGGACGUAUACAGUUUUGGCAUGACGCUUUUGGAAAUUCUAUCAGGCCGAAGAAAUUUGGAUUUAACAGUAGAGGACAGUAGGACGUACUUUCCUACCUGGGCUUCAUCUCAAAUUCAGAGAGGAAACAUAUUGGGCGUUGUGGAUGCAAGAAUAGCAAGUGAGGUAAAUAUCGAAGAGGUGAGAAGAGCCGCUGUCAUUGCUGGGUUGUGCAUUCAAGACGAUGAGAAUCAGAGGCCAAGCAUGAGUGAAGUGAUAAAGAUACUGGAAGGCACGAUGGAGGCUUCUGUGCCACAAAUUCCAAGGUCUUUACAGGUCCUAGGAGGUCAGGUAGACGACAAUGAUAGCUGCAGUCAACAUGUUUCCAUAGCAAAUGGUUCCGUAUAUACAAAAUAG